UUGAGAUCGAAUCCCAAUAAAAUGGUGCAACUAAAGCUCAUAGCCUUAACCUUGUCGGUGUUGUGGUCAUGGUGGAGUUUUGAGGGUGCAGUUGGAGACCCUCAACUCUUUCUACUCAAAUGGGAGUGCGGCGUAGUCUCGGUUCAUGACUUGUCCAACUUCAACCAAAAUCGUAACGCAAGUUUGGCAGACCUGAGAUUGCAGCUAGUGAGCAACCAAAGCAAGCACUUUCUCACGGCUCAAUCAACCACUGGAGCAGACCCUGUCUAUGCUAUGUUCCAAUGCCGGAACUACCUCUCCAACACUGACUGCACCGCCUGCUUAGCCGCCACCACCACCAAUAUCCGCAACUGCUCCACGGGAAAUACUGCCCGUAUCGUUUAUGACGGCUGUAUCCUUAGGUACGAGAACAAUGACUUCUUCGACCAAUAUCGCAUUACUGGCAGCCACUCACUUUGUGGAGAUCAAGCUGCAGAUGAAAGCACUGGUUUUGGUACCAUUGGACAGCAAGUGCUGAUAGAUCUGCAAAUAGCAACACCCAAAAUUAGUGGCUACUUUGCGGCUACCAAGACACAUAUUGCUGGCGGUGCAAUCUAUGCCGUUGCACAAUGUGCUGAAACUCUAACACAACACAACUGUUUGGAUUGUUUGUCAAUUCAACAGAUUGGUGUACAAGGUUGUCUUCCCAAUACAAAUGCCAGGGUAGUCGAUCCUUCUGGGUGCUUUAUGAGAUACUCGGAGAUACCCUUCUUUGCUGAUAACCAAACCAUUGAUAUCAGCCCCUUCUUAAAACAAGGUUCAAGUAAGAAGUGGUUCAUUAUUUGUGGUGUUGUUGGGAGUGCAGUCCUAGUUGUGAUCCUUCUUUUAUUAUUUCCCUGGCAUAGAAGAUCCCAAAGUCCCAAGAGAGUUACUAGAGGUACCAUAAUGGGAGCAACUGAAUUGAAAGGUCCAACCAAGUACAAGUAUAGUGACUUGAAAGCUGCAACAAAAAAUUUCAGUGAGAAAAAUAAAUUAGGAGAAGGAGGCUUUGGUGCUGUAUACAAGGGUACCAUGAAAAAUGGGAAAGUCGUUGCAGUCAAAAUAUUAAUUUCAGGAAAUUCCAACCAGAUAGAUGAUGAAUUUGAAAGUGAAGUAACAAUUAUAAGUAAUGUUCAUCAUAGAAAUCUUGUUCGGCUUCUUGGUUGUUGCAGUAAAGGCGAAGAAAGAAUCCUUGUUUACCAAUACAUGGCAAACACAAGCCUAGACAAAUUCUUAUUUGGAAAAAGAAAAGGUUCCCUCCACUGGAAAAACCGCUACGAUAUAAUUUUGGGUACAGCAAGGGGAUUGACUUAUCUACAUGAGGAAUUUCAUGUUUCUAUCAUUCAUAGAGAUAUUAAGAGUGGCAAUAUCCUCUUGGAUGAACAACUUCAGCCAAAAAUUUCUGACUUUGGGUUGGUGAAACUCCUACCAGGGGACCAAUCUCAUCUUCGCACAAGAGUUGCAGGAACAUUGGGAUACACAGCACCUGAGUAUGUAAUCCAUGGUCAAUUAUCAGAAAAGGCUGAUACAUAUAGCUAUGGAAUUGUAGUAUUAGAAAUCAUAAGUGGUCAAAAGAGUACUGAUGUGAAAUUUGUUGAUGAUGAUGGUGAUGAAGAAUAUCUUCUUCGACGAGCUUGGAGGUUGUAUGAGAGUGGCAUGCUCUUGGAAUUAGUGGACAAAAGCUUAGACCCUAAUGACUAUGAUGCAGAAGAAGUGAAGAAAGUCAUAGCCAUUGCAUUGUUGUGCACUCAAGCAUCGCCUGCAAAGAGGCCAGCCAUGUCUGAAGUAGUAGUUCUACUCAGUUGCAAUGAAAUACUUGAACAUAUGAGACCUUCAAUGCCUAUCUUUUUGAAGUCGAAUUUAAGUCCUCACGAAGACAUCUCUGCUGAUGAUUAAUUUAUAGUUAUAUGAAGCCAAUGAAUAUUCCUGUCCAGUUCAUUAUUCUAGAUAAGUACAA
Messenger RNA from Glycine soja, 1975 nucleotides. RefSeq names its product cysteine-rich receptor-like protein kinase 2. Lineage: Eukaryota; Viridiplantae; Streptophyta; Magnoliopsida; Fabales; Fabaceae. The record is from RefSeq and is a predicted model, not a curated record. Gene Ontology annotation, molecular function: ATP binding; protein kinase activity. The transcript has 8 exons. Gene Ontology annotation, biological process: protein phosphorylation. The coding region runs from base 22 to 1914 and encodes 630 amino acids.